Fragaria vesca subsp. vesca is the source of this 1882-nucleotide messenger RNA. Its product is annotated as Pyruvate dehydrogenase (acetyl-transferring) kinase, mitochondrial-like. Gene Ontology annotation, biological process: protein phosphorylation; regulation of glucose metabolic process. The coding region runs from base 272 to 1381 and encodes 369 amino acids. Gene Ontology annotation, cellular component: mitochondrion. The transcript has 6 exons. Gene Ontology annotation, molecular function: pyruvate dehydrogenase (acetyl-transferring) kinase activity. The record is from RefSeq and is a predicted model, not a curated record. NCBI's taxonomy places the organism in Eukaryota, Viridiplantae, Streptophyta, Magnoliopsida, Rosales, Rosaceae.
AAAAGGAGGAGAAAACAAACUAACAAAGACCACAGAAAAAAAACCAAAGCACUGAUGAUGCAUCCUAAUAUCAUCUAAACCUUUAAGGCUCGGAAUCCCAAACCUCCCCCAAUUCGUGUUUCGUCUUUAAAAUCACAUUAUUUGGUCUUUCUUUCUAUGUCAUCAGUGUGGCAUUGUUUUCCAGAGUGAGGUGAGGUGAGGUGAGGUGAGGAGGGUUGGGUUUGCAUGUGGGUGAUAUACAUAUUGGUUCUUGUUGUUGUUGUUGUUAUCGAUGGCGGUGAAGAAGGCGUGCGAGUCGUUCUCGAAGAGCUUGAUAGACGAGGUGCAGAGAUGGGGGUGUAUGAAGCAGACGGGGGUAAGCUUGAGGUACAUGAUGGAGUUCGGGUCGGAGCCUACUUUAAGGAAUCUGCUGAUUUCGGCCCAGUUUCUGCAUAAGGAGUUGCCUAUUCGGAUUGCCAGAAGGGCUAUUGAGCUCGAGUCUCUGCCUUAUGGUUUGUCUGAGAAGCCUGCUGUCUUGAAGGUAAGGGACUGGUAUUUGGAUUCGUUUCGAGACCUGAGAUCCUUUCCCGACAUCAAGGAUGAAAAUGAUGAGAGGGAUUUUACGCAAAUGAUCAAGGCAAUCAAGGUGAGGCACAACAAUGUCGUUCCCAUGAUGGCUUUAGGUGUUCAGCAGUUGAAGAAGGGCAUAAAUCCAAAGAUUAUCUAUGAGGAUCAUGAUGAGAUUCACCAUUUUUUGGAUCGCUUCUACAUGUCCAGAAUUGGAAUUCGAAUGCUGAUCGGCCAGCACGUUGAAUUGCACAAUCCCAAUCCUCCUCCUCAUUGUGUGGGUUACAUACAUACAAAAAUGUCCCCACUGGAGGUAGCACGAAAUGCCAGUGAGGAUGCUCGCUCGAUUUGCUUUCAUGAGUAUGGCAGCGCACCGAACGUUAACAUCUAUGGGGAUCCUGAUUUUACUUUCCCAUAUGUUCCUACACACUUGCAUCUUAUGGUCUUUGAGUUGGUUAAGAACUCUCUGCGUGCUGUCCAAGAGCGUUUUAUGGACUCAGACAAAGUUGCACCUCCUAUUAGAAUAAUAGUUGCUGAUGGAAUUGAAGAUGUUACGAUCAAGGUCUCAGAUGAGGGGGGCGGCAUACCAAGAAGUGGUCUCCCAAAAAUUUUCACAUAUCUUUAUAGCACUGCGGCGAACCAUGUGGAUGAGCAGACAGAUCUUGGAACUGGUGAUUCAGUUAUAAUGGCUGGAUAUGGGUACGGGCUUCCUAUAAGCCGCUUGUAUGCAAGAUAUUUUGGAGGAGAUCUGCAAAUAAUCUCUAUGGAAGGAUACGGGACCGAUGCAUACCUCCAUUUGUCUAGGUUGGGAGAUUCACAGGAACCUUUGCCAUGAUGAGCGGCCUGUGAUUCCAUUCUAUGUGAAAGAUACCGUUGAAUUGUCAAAUUAAAUAUUCUUGGGGAAUUAUAUGCAGAAGUGCAUACUUAGUAUUAUAGAGGAUAAGUAGCUGUCAAUUGUUCUCUAUGCUAAUUUAAGUUGGCAGUUUUCUUGUGUAUUUUCUAUGUAGUCUGGCAACCUUACUAGGUUUAUGAGGAUUAAUCCGGCCGUAUAGGAAGUCAUGUGGCAGUCAUAGAUAAGACUGUUCAAUUACUAAAAGUAGUUUUACUGGCCUAGCUAUCCAAGGGUUUGAGCAUGGUAAGUUGUUAAUCUCUAUGUUUUGUGUCCGUAAGCAUAUAUAACUUGCAUAGUAAAUGUUAUGGUAUCAAGUGCUUUUCUCAUGAAAACAACAUAAAAUAGUAGGAGAGAUGGAGGAUUUCAAUUUCCUCCAUCAUUUCGUUAGCAUUCUCUACUUGAAUAUUAAUAUUUUCGGUUUAAAUGCGUAUUGGAUUAUGCUUG